UUCGGGCGCGGGCCGGGCGCGCACCCCGGCGGGAGCAGCCCCUGGCGCUGUGCGCCGCACCCCGAGGACGGUGCCCUCCCCUGCGCAUCUCGCGGAGCCGGGGCCGCGCUCCUGUGCCAGUGAGCUGGACAUGAUUUCCACGAGGGUGAUGGACAUUAAGCUCCGGGAAACUGCGGAAGGCCUUGGAGAGGACAGCACGGGAAAGAAAAAAUCCAAAUUCAAAACUUUUAAGAAAUUCUUUGGGAAGAAGAAGAGAAAGGAAUCGCCAUCGUCCACAGGAAGCAGUGCCUGGAAACAAAAUCCCGCGAAGAGUGAGGUCAUCGCCAUCGAGUCAGGACCUGUGGGCUAUGACUCCGAGGAUGAACUUGAGGAGUCAAGGGGCACACUGGGCAGUCGGGCCCUCUCACACGACAGCAUUUUCAUUCCUGAGUCCGGACAAGACCCUCCUCGGCCUGUGCGGGUGUUUUCCCAAGAAAAUGUGUGUGACCGGAUUAAAGCUCUGCAGUUAAAAAUUCAGUGUAAUGUGAAAAUGGGACCACCACCUCCUCCAGGGGAGCUUCCUGCCAAGCGGGGAGAGGAUGCCGGCAUGAGUUCUGAGGACGAUGGGCUUCCCAGGAGCCCCCCCGAGAUGUCCCUGCUGCACGACAUUGGUCCUGGCACGACCAUAAAGGUCUCCUUGGUGUCCUCGUCCCGGCCGCAGUCCCCAGAUCACACGAGUGACACUACUGUCUCCCCCCGGAACUCCGAUAGCAGCCUGGCACCCGUGGCUGACUUCAGUUAUCCUCCAGAAUCCUCUUCCUGCCUGGACAACUCUGCGGCCAAGCACAAGCUCCUGGUGAAGCCCCGCAACCAGCGGUCAAGCAAAAUGAGGCGACUGUCAUCGCGUGCACAGUCAGAAUCCCUGAGCGAUCUGACGUGCACCCCAGAGGAGGAGGAAUACGACGAGAAGCCAUUAUCCAAAGUCAACCCAGAAGCAAGCCCCAGUGCUGCGCCGCAGCAGGACGUGGUGCUGGACCGAGGCUCGGAGCCCGCAGUGCCAGCCCCCGUGCUGCACCCUGGGAGGCCCCGUGCCCGGCGCGCCCCGCUGCAGCACUGCCCGGCGCUCAGUGCCAGCGUUGAGGACGGGAGCUUCCUUGGAGAUGACUCCCCAAGCCUCCCGGUCACCCCAGAGGUCACUGAGCCCGUGUCAGUCCCAGCCCCCUGCUUGGAGUCCCCAUCUCGGCCUGAAAGCCCCCCACAUACCGGUCCGGACAGCAAGAACCAAGAGGAGCAGCCGUCCACCCCAGGCGUGUGUCCUCAGGUGCCCACGGACACAGCUGACGAGGUGAUUUGUGCUCCUGGAGACCUCGGAAGUCCAUUAGCUACCCCCGUCCUGGAGGAGGACACGACACCAUCUGAGACUGUCACCCACACCCCCGUGGAGACGCCCCCCAAUGCAGAGGGGCCAGACCAAGAUGUCCAGAAGGAAGAGUUGUCGCUGGAAGUGCCAGAGCCCCUAGGAGCAGGGAAAGAACCAUCCACGGCCCCUGCCCCGAGCCCGAGCCCGCCGGGCCCCAAGAGAGCAGGGAAAGAACCAUCCACGACCCCUGCCCCGAGCCCGAGCCCGCCGGUCCCCAAGAGCUGCCUGAAGCACAAGGGCUCUGCGGCGAGCGUGGUCCCCAGCGGGUCCCCAGAGCCCGCAGCCUCGGAGUCGCCUCCGGCCGCACCCAGUCCCUGCUCCCUGGACAGAGAGGCUGCUCUCCCGGGGCAACCCAAGGCUGAGCAGGCCGAGGCCCCGCAGUCCGGCCCUGGGAGGGCUGUGCCAGAGCGGAAAUCGGAGAGAGGCAGCGGCGAGCUGCGGAACGUGAAGAAGUUCUCAGUGUCCUCGAGCAGGGCACGGCCGCGCCCCGGCAGCUCCCGCCUGCUGGAACAGGCCAGCCCCGCAGGCCCCUGCAGCAUCCCCCUGCCUCUAGCAAGGAGCGGCCCAGCCUGGAAAAGCGAGGCGGCUCUCGAUGACCUCCAGGCACUUAAAGAGCCUCAGGACAGGAAACUGGACUCCCAGAAACCCCCGUCACCAAAGUGCGAGUCUCGGGACCCCGGGGACAGAGCAUCCAGCCAGACCGAGCCAGGCAGGAACUCCCUGGAGGUGGCGACUGCGCCAGGCAUGAGUGAUCCCUGCCUGGCUGCCCAGGAGCCACCGACCAGCGAGGACAAAAACCCCUUCCCGGUCAAGCUGCGGUCCACCUCUCUGUCCUACAAAUACAGAGAGGGCUCUGCCUCGGAAGCCAAAGCAAUCAAGAGGUACAGUGCCGAGAUCAGGUUAGAAAGAGGCCUGACUUUGCUCCCCAAAGACGAGAAAUGUCUCAUCGGGCCGGCCCCUGCUCUUCGGAGUGCCAGGUCCUCCGCCGACCACGGGAAGGGGAAGGCCCGGUCUCCGGAGCAGGUGGGCUCCAAACCACCCCUGCCCAGGAAGCCGCUCCUGCAGAGCCUCACCCUUUCACACCCGCCAUCGACCUUUGACUCCAGCCCAGGAGAGCCAGAGAAGGUCACCUCCUCUGUGGACCCCAGGAAGGAGAAAAAGACCCCACACAGGGGAGCUGAAAAGGUUCUGCCUCCUACAGCAACAGGACCUGGAGCCAACGGGCAGCCCACACCACCCUGGGUCACCGUCACUCGGCAGAAGCGGCGGGGGGCCCCGGACCAGCCACCCAACCAGGAAGACAAGCCUGGGACACGCACCCAGAAGUCAGAAACUGGAAAGCAAGCCAAGGUGCCCGAGAGAGCCCAGGAGCCUGUGAAGCAAGCCGACUUUGUCCGCAGCAAGUCUUUCCUGAUAACCCCGGCUAAGCCUGCCGUGGACCGGAGGCAAGGGGCAAAGCUCAACCUCAAGGAGGGGCUGCAGAGAGGAAUCUCACUGUCCCAGCAGAACUUGGCUCAGUCUGCAGCGAUGACGGACAAGGAGUUGCAUCAGCUGAAGAGAGCCAGCUACGCCAGUGCAGACCAGCCAUCCUGGAUGGAACUUGCGAGAAAGAAAUCUCAAGCCUGGAGCGACAUGCCCCAGAUUAUAAAAUAGGCUGGCAGUACGUUGCUUAAAGAACGGCCACCACGGUGACUGGCCACUUGGUUAAAAACUGCCAAUAAAUCCUGGCAGACAAACUGUGAAACUAAAGCUUGAUUUGGUCAUCCAGUUAUGACCAACUCGGGGAAGAGGAAGCUCGGGGAAGAGGAAGGAAGCAGGCAAAACAAAGAGAACAAACGCACAGCCCUAAGUCUGACCAGAGGGGCCUCAGCACUGGAAAAACCCAGGAAUGAAUUCCUGUGCCCAGAGUAUGUGUGUGAGUCUUUUAGCUUCCCUUGAUAAGGAGGCCUUGGACCUGGAAAAAAUGAAAAUGAGGUGUGGACGCCUCAGUAGAACGUCCUGCAAGACCAGGAGAGAAGCCAUCCGGGAGGACGGGUGUCUGUGCUCCCGCCUGAGACCAGCCCAUGUCCUGGUCACUCACUGUCCUGCCUGUAGAUCCCAUCUUCUCCUUCCAUGUUUACGACUAGGCGUGACAUUUACGGUAAAGCAGGGAUGCCGUUUCCAAGAGCAGCUAUAAAACGUUCUGUUUUCCUGAGGAGAGCCACUCUGAGGAGAGGAAGGAACAGAGCAGGGUUCAUCAGUUCCUAGACCGUUUCCAAAAAUAAUUUUUAAACUUUUCCACUAGGCAUCUGUGUCCUUCACUGUUGCACAAUGCAUUGCCUGUUUAAUAAAAGGUUUCAAACCUG
Tupaia belangeri chinensis (Chinese tree shrew) is the source of this 3744-nucleotide messenger RNA. RefSeq names its product CRACD like (gene CRACDL). Bases 131 to 3052 code for a protein of 973 amino acids. NCBI's taxonomy places the organism in Eukaryota, Metazoa, Chordata, Mammalia, Scandentia, Tupaiidae. The transcript is spliced from 11 exons. The record is from RefSeq and is a predicted model, not a curated record.